Molecule: messenger RNA, 843 nt
Organism: Brachypodium distachyon (stiff brome)
Lineage: Eukaryota; Viridiplantae; Streptophyta; Magnoliopsida; Poales; Poaceae
Exons: 4
Coding region: 77-550 (157 amino acids)
Molecular function (GO): protein binding
Source: RefSeq, a predicted model, not a curated record
UUGCUUUUUACUCCAACGUCCGCCUCCGCUCCCUUCCCUAGUUCCCUUCCCCUCUCCCCUGAAACCCCACCUUUGUAUGGGCAAGCGCCUCCCGGCCGCCGCCCUAGCCGCCGCGUUCCGUCCCUACGCCCGCUCUUCCCCCAUCGCCAGUAAGGCAGCGAAGCCACCGACCGCCCCGCUGGAUACGCCCAGGAACGCCGGAGCCGGCGCCGGGGCCAGCUCCGGACGGGCCGAGGUACGGGAUUUGGCGGCGGCGUGCGGGAUGCAAGAGCACGAGCGGGUGCCGCUGGGGGAGGUGGUUUUGGACUGCACAAAGCGGUGGUUCCAGGACUCCCUCAAGGAGGCGCGCGCCGGCGACGCCGCCAUGCAGGUGCUUGUCGGCCAGAUGUACCGCAGCGGCUACGGCGUCAACAAGAACGAGCACAAGGCUAGAAUUUGGAUGGAGAAAGCAUCAAGAUAUCGAUCUACAGUCUGGAAAGUCAGCAAUAAACGCCCAGGAUACAAUGCUAGUGACUCAGACACGGAUGAUAUUCAGGAAACAAGCAAAUAAUGAAAAAUUCUCGGUUGAUGAGAUUACUGCAGUGUCUUCAAGCACUAUAAAACAAGCAGACAACACAAAAUAUUCAAAUAGGCAGUUGUAUCAAGAAAAUUAUCCGCAACCUCAUUGGUUAGCAUGCAAGGGGUUCUGUUUUUUUUCUCUUGUGUUAAAUCCUCUUAUCAUCACAAAUGUAAAAUUUCUCUCUGGUUGUGUUUUCACUGGACAUGUAAAAAAUAUCAUCACUGUAUUCGAUUAUACUGGUAUUAUUCUCGCAUUCCCAUUCUGGCAAUGUUGUGUUUUCUGCA